Messenger RNA from Coregonus sp. 'balchen', 14823 nucleotides. NCBI's taxonomy places the organism in Eukaryota, Metazoa, Chordata, Actinopteri, Salmoniformes, Salmonidae. The record is from the annotation of a GenBank genome assembly.
GUCAGCGUGUCUGGACUCCAUUAGGGGGUUGCAGCUGUUGAGAGAAACAACAACAAAAACGGAGCGAUUGACGGGAAUACCACAGAGUCAGUGCGUUCUCAGCCGGGUUACGAAGUCUAAAUUCUGGGAGCUAAAACCUCCUUUCCCACCCUGGGCUUCGCCGGCUUCUAACCACGGCCGCUCUCGGUGAGGAAACUCUGGCCUCCGCUUCCUCCUCCUCCGACUCGGACACCGGCGGAGCGUCGCCGCCCCCACGGAAGAAACACCGAGCCUCGGCGGCGGAGGGAGCAGGAGAGCCCGGGGCUUCAACAGUUGCGACAGGCCUUUCUGGAGUUGUUUUGGGACUUGCUACUACUUCUCCACAUCACCAAGCCACCUCUGCUAUUCACUUUAACCGGACCCUUGUCAACAAUCUCAGCGGCAAUAACAUGCAGUCAAACGGGGCAGGACAGGAUUCAGAGCUUUCCUGCCAAAACAGUGCACAAAACGGGGAGUCAUCCUCGGCUGGGGGAACGCACUUCAACGGGCUUCUGGUCAGCACAAACAAUGGGAAUAGUGUCGGUACCAAUAACGGAGCCGGACCGGGCUCAGGGACCUCCACAGCCUCGGGUUCGGAGGUCGGCUCCAUGAAAAAGAAGAAACGUCUUUCGCAGUCGGAGGAAGAUGUCAUCCGAUUAAUAGGACAACAUCUCCACGGGUUAGGGCUAAAGUAAGUUUACGUGACGUAAAGGAAAAGCUCCUAACAUGUCCAAGUACAUGAUUCAUGAAAUCUCAUUUAUUAGUGAUAAAAAAAGAAAAAAAAAGAAGCAAAACUGCGUGGUGGUAGUUGAUGAACACGGAAUUCUGCGUUUGACAGACAAACAUGGGCUGGGGGAGGGGGUAGUUAGCAAGCUAGUUUGAAGAAGAAGGGGUCCAUUUUGCACAAUACAGAGUGGUAGGUUGAUAGUACCACUAGCCUUCGUAACGAUUGUUAUUCAGACAUUUUAUACAGAAUAAAGACUCAAGACAGUUCACAAUUUGGUUGGCUACCUUGACCUCACACCAAUAACUGUUCAGUGUAACCUUAUAGGGGCUAGUUGAACUGCGUGUUGUGAGUUGUAUAUAUAUUUUUUUACACGGAUGGAAAUCGCAUUACAUCACCUUGUAAUCCAUCGAAAGAUGCUGCAAAAUCCAUAAUGAUUUGUGGUUACUAAGGAUGUAAAUGGCUAUAGCCUGUCAUUUGAAAUGGCCUUAUAGAUUUGGCCUGUUUUAUACUGUGGAGGCACUGUGGAACGUUAGAAUAGUUGUCUGAAAUGAAAUGCCUGCGUUUUAGAGGAUUGCGCAAAAGUGCGUAGGGAGAACAACGAUACCCUGUUUGACAGCGUCGAUUUGUUUUCGUUCUCCUGUAUUUCCCAUAUUGUCCCUUUCGAUGGCUUGGGUGUUUUCAUGACAUUGACAUUUGAUGUUUACAAAGAGAACAUCGAUAAAGGAGUUUACUUGAUACGUUGCUGUAAAGUAGAAAAACAGACAGGGUCAGUGUUACUUUUGAAACCUUUUGAGCGGCGGUCGUCUUGAACAACAACCAUGGUACAGCCCGUUAAACGAGUGGUUAUAUCUUUCGAACCGCGUAUAUUAUUCUGACGUUAUUGUCAUAUUUUUCUGCAAAUAGCAGUCUGUCAUCCAUGUCAACAAUGUCAGUAGUGUAUGGACACAAAAUCGCCAUUUAUAGCCCCAGAUGCAAAGUCAGAGCGAUGUUUAAUUCGUUUUACCAUUAUUGGUGGAAAUGGUGGCUCGUGAAGUAAUCAGAACGGCUUCCCGGAUAGGGUAUGGUUUCAUGGCGGCUGUGGAAUGCGCGUCUAUUCAGUUGUUUUAGAUUAGAAACGUAGGUUGACGCUAAUAAUAGAUUGAGCCUAGUAAACCCAUCGGGACUCCUCAGUAACACAAUAUUUUGAGCCCUCCAUGGCUAUGUCACCAUAAUGGACUGUUAAUGCAGUGUUUUGAGAGACCCAGCCUGCUACUGCUCGCCACUGACUGUGUGCCAGUGGAACUGCCAUUACAGGAGCUGCUAAGACAGCCUGUUUGGUUAUGUUUAUAUGGGGGAUAAAUACAUGCAUUGUCUGCUAUGGAACUGACGCCCCUACGUUUCAAAUGUGGAAUGGAACGUGAUAAUGGUGUCCGAACUCAUCAGGGUGAUGCUGAAAACACUUCUGCACCACUCUCUUCUUUGAUACCUGAGGAUGAUGUCAUCAUGCCAUGGUGUCAGUACAGCCCACUCCAUUUGAUCAUAGUCACCUUUUAAGCACACUAAUAGAGAUUUACAGAAAAGGCACUCACAGUUGACAGGUCUAGUCUAGAAUUAUAACUAAUGCCACAUCUCUUAUUGCUGGAUAUGGUUUAGAUUGUUAUGCCCGUCUCUCCCUCUCUCCUGUGUCUGUCACUCUGGUAUAACAUAUCAGGUCCAUUGGCUGUCUUGUUGGCCAAUGUUAAGCUGUUUUCUAUAAACGUUUAUGCAAUUAAUGUUUAAUCCGUCUCUCCGUAGUCAAUUGACUUUGGGCUGACAUUUCAGUUCCUUUACAUCUGUACGUUAAUGUCUGUCUUGUUCUAAUGUUCAGCUAACGUGUGCUGUAAACAUUGAGGUAAUGUUUCCCCACUCUCUUCUCUGCAGUCAAACAGUGGACCUGCUGAUGCAGGAGUCGGGCUGCAGACUGGAACAUACCUCAGCCACGAAGUUCCGCAACCACGUCAUGGAGGGGGAGUGGGACAAGGUGGGUUCCAGGUUACCAUAGUUACACCUGCACCUUUAAUGUUAUGCAUAGCCUGCACACACCUACUUCGAGAGAGUACCCAUAACAUGGUUCUGUUACUAAGUAUCGAUCACAUGUACAACACCAACAUUAAGCUACAUAUGGAGUAAAUAAACAGUGCUGUUCAUAAACAUUUGUGCCAAUUAAUAACAUAUUGGAACUCGUUGAUGAAAAUAUAUGUAGUUAAGUUCCUAGAAGGGAUCUUUAAGAGUUGUUAGUGUAAUUACUUUCUCUUCUACAUUGCCACAGUACUCCCAUUCCAAGAGCUUUGGGUUAAGGCUUGUAAAAAUGUACAUCAUCUCUUUUUUAAAUCCCAUAAAUGUACAGACAUUACUGAGCAUUAUCUGAACUGUAGCCACAAAAUGGCUUCACACACCAUGAUAAUUACAGUUGUUGACUUCCUCCACUGAGAAAGAGUGUGGUUAUUGUAGUGGUCAACUGUUUUGAUUUGUCGUUUUUGUGGCUUGAAAGUGCUGAGCCAACUAUUUGUCUCCCCUCCCUCUCUCUCUUUGUUUUGGUCCAGGCUGAGAAUGAUCUCAACGAGUUGAGGGCACUGAUGCAUUCUCCCAACGCUAUUGUGGUAAGCCCAAACCUGACCUGAAUGACAGUCAUCAACGCAGUGAAAGGGGACCAUGGGUUCUAGAACGGUUCUGUCCCCAACCUGACUGUUCUAGAUUAGAAAGUUUCCCCUUUGUGAGGCGGAUCCAUUCUGACUGGAAUUUCAAGUGUUCCGGAAUGUCUUGGACGGACUGAGUGGAAUGUUUACAACAGAUAUCCUCAUAUAUGGGGGUAUAAUAUCCUGCAUUUAAUAAUUUGCUAGUCAGAUGCUAAGUGUAUGGUGUGUUUAUCAGUAAAAUGUUCCACCAAUAUUAUUAUUCAACAAAAGCACAGUUGUAUAAUCACAUUGUUAGUGUUUAAAUAAUUUUGCAUUAUUAGUAGCUAGGUUUCAUCCAAUUGGCAACAGAUUUUCAUGCGAAUAUUCUAAAAUCUGCAUAAAGAUAAUAUAUGAAUUUCCCCACUAUUGGUGUGUUUCCGUCAAACUGACUUGUUGCAGAUAAAAAUCAGUGCGUGAUGACUUAGUGCACACAAAAUGUACUUUUUCGCUUAAGUUUUCAUGUACGGAAUAAAAAUAGAAUGUUCAAUGUGUUUCCAUCACAUUUUCAUCUCUACGGAUAGUUUUGUCACAAACUGUUGCGUUAAAUAGCAAAUGUGCCCACUCUGGUCUUGGCACGUGCGCUCUAGCCAACAGCUCGCAGAUACAGUGCAGGUAAGCUAGUCUACAUGAUGAGAUUAUGGAGAUUUCUUUGUCAAAGCGGCAGUCAAGCAUCGAACAUCAUGUCACCAGAAUAAGACCCUCGACAUUUAUUGGAAAGGAGCAUCAAACACAUACCAUGCACUUUCACUACACUGUGAAGUUCAUCAUAACUUAUUUAAUCUUUAGCCUAAUUUAAACUGCAUGAUUUCCCGUGUCGUAGUGGGAGGACACACCAUGUCAUCGCUCGUGACUCCGAAGUUUACUUUGAUAUGAUGGUUAUAUCAAUUUUUGCUCGUAAAGGUGUUUCCGCCGCCAUUUUUUGCGUAAUUAAUUUUAGUCACAAAAAGAUCCCACCAUGUCGAACAAACAAAUUAUCUGUCGGCAUUUAUACAAUUUGAAUGAAACUUCCUGUUUCCAUCACUGCUGUCGUGAUAUUUUUUUUAUACGGUAUGAAUUUAGUCUCAUAAACACUGUAGAUGGAAAUGUGGUUAGUGAGUUCACCAUAGAUUAUUCAGUCAACUGUAUGUCUUGUAUGUUUAUUGUAUAUGAUAUCAUAUAAUAUCCAUACAUAUUCUGGUGGAGCCCUGAGAUUUGUCAUUCAGCUGUUCUUCUAAGAUUGUAAAUGAGGGGAGUCGCCUCUACCAUGGGUACAGCAAGUUUAGAUGUCAUCUAAAGAACACUCGGAGGACUGCAGCUAGGCUAAAUGAUGAUAAUUAGAUCUAGCUAGCUCAUAAGUAGACAGGAUACAUUUUAGUCAUUUAGCAGACACUUAUCCAAAGCGACUUAAAGUUAGUGCAUUCAUUUUAAGAUGGCUAGGUGGGACAACCACAUAUCUCAAUCAUAGUAAGUACAUUUUUCCUCAAAGUAGCUAUCAGCAAAGUCAGUGCUAGUAGAAUAAAAAUGAUAGAUCUCAAAAUGGUCUGCUGUGGCUUAGUCAAGCGCCUGUGGAGUUUUAUUCUGGUCAACCAAAGGCUUGUUAUUGCACAAUCCAUUUUAACUCCAGAGGUAGGCUAUCCUAGUUUAUGAAUGUCUAAUAACUAAGUUAUUUUCUGCCCUGCCAUAUACCAUGAAGGUAUGCAAGAUAUGUCAAGCUGGAAUGGCUGCUACUAUGAUUAUGGUGAACACUUGACAAUGGUAAUUUAUAUGCCAGAGUCAUGGUUAUAAUUGAAAAGGUCAAACCGUGUUGGUUCUUCUGGCAGGUUGUGUGUGUUGUGCGCUUGUGUGCCCACCACAUGACACCAAGGCAGUGAGGUUUCUGGGGUUAAGCCAACGCCCCCCCCCAGUCUGGUAGCUGUGUGUGUGUCUGUCUGGGUGGGGUUAUUCAUGAGUGUGUGCUAAGGUGCCGGGAAUCAGAUCUCUUGCUCCGAUACCUUCUGCCCCAUGGUAAGGGAGAGAACGGCUUGUGUGUGGGGUCCUUGAUGAUGCUGCGUGCCUUCCUUGGGCACCAUUUUGAGUAGAUUUCCAGGAUGGGUUGGAGCACGGUCCCAGUGAUGUACUGGGCCAUCUUCACCACCCGCUGGAGGGCCUUGCGGUUGUGGAUGGCGCAAUUCCUGUACCAGGCUGUGAUGCAACGAUAGUGCAGCGGUAGACGACCCAGGUCGGCAUGCCGAACUUCUUCAGCCGCCUUAGGAAGUAGAGAUGCUGUUGCGCCAUCUUGACAAGAGUGGUGGUGUUUCAUGACAAUUGGACGCCGAGGAACUUAACUCGUGACUCUCUACCAUUGAUGUGGAUCGGGGCAUGUUCCCUCCUCUGCUUCCUGAAGUCAACAAUCAACUCCUUUGUUUUGCUGAGUGAGAGGUUGUUGUCAUGACACCACAAUGCCAGUUCACUACCUCCUCCUUAUAGGCUGACUCGUCAUUGUUGGUUAUCAGGUCAGCAAACUUGAUGGAAUUUGUUGUUUAUAAAGUCACACAGUUGUGGGUGAACAGGGAGUACAGCAGAGGACUGAGGACACACCCCUGGGGGGCCCCUUUUUAAGACUCAGUGUGGAGAGGUGCCUGUUGUUCACACACGUAUCUGCACAACUCUGAUAUAAAAUAGUUUUUCUCAAAGUUGCCGGAAUGCCACUUACAUCAAUACAUUUGUAACAACCUAAACAUGAAACUUCUAUCCGAUCAAAUAAGCCUCACAUAGCAAAUUAGCAAUAACAUUUUAUGUUGACCAAAUUCAACACUCAUUGAUUGACCUUCAUACCAAUAAUCCCCACUUCCUCUGCUUCUCGCUUUAUUUUUGCUCUGACAGAUUUUGGGGUGGAGUCAAGCCUCUCGCUUCGUCUCUUUCUCUCUGGUAUGACUGCCUGCACCCUUUGAAGCACAGGAUUAGAGUCAUUGGCUGCGUCAUGUUUUGAAUGUAUAAAUGGGAAAUCUGUUGGUCAGGUUUCUGGGCUCUACUUUUUUAUGAAACCCUUUUAUCACCAUUUGCUCACUUCAUUUGUUUCUCCUCUCCCUCCUUUUUACUCAUCUUUUUCUUCCCCGCUUCCUGUCUCCAUCUGCACUGCAACGUUCUGUUGUCCUACAUAAUGCCAUAUCUACCUCCCUCCUCCCCCUCUCUCAAUUUCUCUCAUUUCCUCACCUCUCUCUCUCUCUCUCUCUCUCUACCCCUCUCCCCCUCUCUCUCUGUAGCGUAUGAAGUUCCUGCUCCUGCAGCAGAAGUAUCUGGAGUACUUGGAGGACGGGAAGGUUCUCGAGGCUCUGCAGGUGCUCAGGGGAGAGCUCACGCCGCUCAAGUACAACACGGACCGCAUCCAUGUACUCAGCGGGUAUGCCAUUACCUAUCAAUCACUUUAAUCAUCUAAUUAUUCAAUCGAUCAGUGAACACACUUGCUCCACACAGUCAGUCAGUAUGGCAUUACUGUUCCUACCAAUCAUAUCAAUCCGCUGUCUGAUCAAUCUGUGCAAACAGCAUCCUCAGUGGGUUUGCCUGUCUAUCAAUCACACCAUUUUCAUAAGUCAACACAAGUCAAUCAUCAACUGUUACGCUGUCGAAUACAUCUCUGACAGCAUCCAAAUAUUCAGCGGGUAAAUAAAAUAAUCAAUCAAUGAGUCAAUACCAACUGCAUCCGCAUACUCUGUAAGUAUGCCAGUCUGUCGCUCAAGCAGUCAAUGGAAACCUACAUUAUCAGGAAAAACACAACCAACUUUGCAUCAGUGGUUGAUCAGUCACAUUGUCCUAGUUCAAUGUGGCUUUGGAGUAAUAACCAGCGUAUACAGUGUUAUUACAGUUAAUAAAACUGUUAUUAGAGGUCAUGGGCGGCAGGUAGCUUAGUGGUUAAGACCGUUGUGCCAGUAACCGAAAGGUCGCUAGUUCUAAUCCCCGAGCCGACCUAGGUGAAAAAUCUGUCGAUGUGCCCUUGAGCAAGGCACUUAACCCUAAUUGCUCCUGUAAGUCGCUCUGGAUAAGAGCGUCUGCUAAAUGACUAAAAAUGUAAAUGUAAAAUGUCAUGCAUAACAGUGAUGUACCCAGUGGAGUAUGUUGUAGUCUGACUGGUUUUGUGUUGUGUAGGUAUCUGAUGUGUAGCCAUGCAGAGGACCUGCGCGCCAAGGCAGAGUGGGAAGGCAAAGGCACAAACUCCCGCUGCCGACUGCUGGACAAGUUACAGAGUGAGAACAUACCACAUACCACCACUCACACACACAUUAUACCUCAUACACAGGCACACACACACAUUUUACUUAAUAUAAACACACAAAUACAGUGGGGGAAAAAAGUAUUUAGUCAGCCACCAAUUGUGCAAGUUCUCCCACUUAAAAAGAUAAGAGAGGCCUGUAAUUUUCAUCAUAGGUACAUGUCAACUAUGACAGACAAAAUGAGAAAAAUAAAUCCAGAAAAUCACAUUGUAGGAUUUUUAAUGAAUUUAUUUGCAAAUUAUGGUGGAAAAUAAGUAUUUGGUCAAUAACAAAAGUUUCUGAAUACUUUGUUAUAUUCCCUUUGUUGGCAAUGACACAGGUCAAACGUUUUCUGUAAGUCUUCACAAGGUUUUCACACACUGUUGCUGGUAUUUUGGCCCAUUCCUCCAUGCAGAUCUCCUCUAGAGCAGUGAUGUUUUGGGGCUGUCGCUGGGCAACACAGACUUUCAUCUCCCUCCAAAGAUUUUCAAUGGGGUUGAGAUCUGGAGACUGGCUAGGCCACUCCAGGACCUUGAAAUGCUUCUUACGAAGCCACUCCUUCGUUGCCCGGGCGGUGUGUUUGGGAUCAUUGUCAUGCUGAAAGACCCAGCCACGUUUCAUCUUCAAUGCCCUUGCUGAUGGAAGGAGGUUUUCACUCAAAAUCUCACGAUACAUGGCCCCAUUCAUUCUUUCCUUUACAUGGAUCAGUCAUCCUGGUCCCUUUGCAGAAAAACAGCCCCAAAGCAUGAUGUUUCCACCCCCAUGCUUCACAGUAGGUAUGGUGUUCUAUGGAUGCAACUCAGCAUUCUUUGUCCUCCAAACACGACGAGUUGAGUUUUUACCAAAAAGUUAUAUUUUGGUUUCAUCUGACCAUAUGACAUUCUCCCAAGCCUCUUCUGGAUCAUCCAAAUGCACUCUAGCAAACUUCAGACGGGCCUGGACAUGUACUGGCUUAAGCAGGGGGACAUGUCUGGCACUGCAGGAUUUGAGUCUCUGGCGGCGUAGUGUGUUACUGAUGGUAGGCUUUGUUACUUUGGUCCCAGCUCUCUGCAGGUCAUUCACUAGGUCCCCCCGUGUGGUUCUGGGAUUUUUGCUCACCGUUCUUGUGAUCAUUUUGACCCCACGGGUGAGAUCUUGCGUGGAGCCCCAGAUCAAGGGAGAUUAUCAGUGGUCUUGUAUGUCUUCCAUUUCCUAAUAAUUGCUUCCACAGUUGAUUUCUUCAAACCAAGCUGCUUACCUAUUGCAGAUUCAGUCUUCCCAGCCUGGUGCAGGUCUACAAUUUUGUUUCUGGUGUCCUUUGACAGCUCUUUGGUCUUGGCCAUAGUGGAGUUUGGAGUGUGACUGUUUGAGGUUGUGGACAGGUGUCUUUUAUACUGAUAACAAGUUCAAACAGGUGCCAUUAAUACAGGUAACAGGUGGAGGACAGAGGAGCCUCUUAAAGAAGAAGUUACAGGUCUGUGAGAGCCAGAAAUCUUGCUUGUUUGUAGGUGACCAAAUACUUAUUUUCCACCAUAAUUUGCAAAUAAAUUCAUUAAAAAUCCUACAAUGUGAUUUUCUGGAUUUUUCUUUCUCAAUUUGUCUGUCAUAGUUGACGUGUACCUAUGAUGAAAAUUACAGGCCUCUCUCAUCUUUUUAAGUGGGAGAACUUGCACAAUUGGUGGCUGACUAAAUACUUUUUUCCCCCACUGUACACCCGCUACGUCACCUACAGCUUCAUGACACCUUAUACAUACAGUCACACAGGGCUUCACAGGGGUCUAGGGAUGCGCUUCAGACUGGACUAUAGUUUGACUCCUGUCUCUGGUCCUUCUCUCCAACCCACUCCCUCUCCAGCAUACCUGCCCCCGUCGGUGAUGCUGCCCCCACGCCGGCUGCAGACCCUGCUGAGACAGGCUGUGGAGCUGCAGAGGGACCGCUGCCUCUACCACAACACCAAACUGGACAGCAGCCUGGACUCUGUCACCUUGCUCCUGGACCACGUCUGCAGCCGGUCAGCAACACACUCAGGGUGACAUUUUCUGCCAAACACAGCUGAAAUGUGCAAAAAACUAGACAACCUGAAAACCUCUCCUUUUUAUGAUGCCUACUGUAGACAUCGGUAAAGAUGGAGGCAAUAAUUUAUGCGGAUAUAAAGAAAAGCGUGUGUUUAAAUACAGGGUCUUUGUGUAUGAUAUAGAGCUUUCCUGACCUCUUGACCUGAACUGGAAAAACACAGAGCCCAGAUCACUGUUGCAUGUAAUGCAAUAGCGAUCUGCAAUAUUUUUGGAAUGCUACGUUGUUUUUUGAUUUCAGAAAUGUUGCGCGCUGCAAGAGUCGUAAAGUGAACCGAAAAUAUCACCCUCAAUCGUUUACUAAAUACAUUUUAUUUGUCACAUGCUUUGUAAACAACAGGCGUAGAAUAACAGUGAAAUGCUUACUUACGGGUCCUUUUCCAACAAUGCAGAGUUAAAGAUACGUUAAAUUUUUUUGUGGAAAUAGCGCCACAAGGAAUAAAUGACAGUACUAACUCCCUCCCAUCAGUAGUCUCUCUAUCCUCCACUCUCUUCACCCCUUUUAUUUGAGCCUUUGACCUUGGUUGACCUCUCUCCUGGUUGGCCCCGUCCACAGGAAGCAGUUCCCGUGCUACACACAGCAGAUCCUCACAGAGCACUGUAACGAGGUGUGGUUUUGUAAGUUCUCCAACGACGGCACCAAGCUGGCUACCGGCUCCAAAGACACCACCGUCAUCAUCUGGCAGGUGGACCCUGUGAGUACCACACUGAGCCCAUAUCCCCCACACCAUCUGCUGUGUACAUUCCCACUAUAUGCCUUAUAGGAGUCGUCAUCUGCUGCAUACAUGUCAAAGAUAGCCACCAUCUACUGUCUUUCCAUUAGUGCUUUACUCUAACCCAGAGCCUGGUGUCUGUGUGUGUGGUGUCUAGGAGAGCUACCAGUUGAAGCUGCUGCGGACCUUAGAGGGCCAUGCCUACGGUGUGUCCUACCUGGCCUGGAGCCCCGACGACGCCUACCUGAUCGCCUGCGGACCCGAUGACUGCUCCGAACUCUGGCUCUGGAACGUCCAGGUAUGGCAACACACACGUACACACACCCCGCCCGGCGAAACAGUAUGUUAGUGCUGAUGUAAAAUGAGUACAGGCAUACACUGCAGCUGUCCAGGACAAGGAUUGAUUGAUUGAUUGAUGGAAUUAAAUGGAAACCCAUCAAUUCAUGUAAUUUAUUGGUCAUAGAGUCCCUGAUUUAGAUGGGGCCUGUUAAAAACAGUGAUGCAGUAGGCCUCCAGGUUGGGAACUCUUCAGUGUCUGUGUAGUUACUGAGUGGUGUUUGUCCCCUGGUGGGCAGACGGGGGAGUUGCGGACCAAGAUGAGCCAGUCCCACGAGGACAGUCUGACCAGUGUGGCCUGGAACCCUGACGGGAAACGCUUCGUCACAGGGGGACAGAGGGGACAGUUCUACCAGUGUGUAAGUAUUGUUAUAGAAGGAUGUGUGUAUUAGUGUGUUCUACCAGUUUGCUGUGUGUGAUCUAUCCACCAGAUAUACAAGUGUCAGUUGGUUCUUCUAGUUUGUCCUGCCAGUGUGUGAGUAGUGGGGAAAGUACAGGGUGAUGCAUACACUACGGGGAGCAACUAAUACAGUUCAGUAAAUGGGCAGACUGCUUUUAGAUAUGCACCUUCACUUCUUAUUGAUUAGCUGACUAGACAAGUACCUGCUGGCCUUCAGAAAAGAGACUGUCAGGAUCUAGUGUGUUACAAACUGUGUAUUUGUGUGUCUGAAUCUGUCUGUGCCUGUGUGUCUGAUUUUCUACCUGUUUCUGGCCUGUGUGUCUGAUUGAUUGAUUGAUUCCCAGGAUCUGGACAGUAGCCAUUUGGAACUAUGUAUUUAAUUGAUUGAUUGUUGUGUUAAUGGUAGGACCUGGACGGUAACCUGUUGGACUCGUGGGAGGGCGUGCGUGUGCAGUGCCUCUGGUGUGUGGGGGACGGCAGGACGGUGCUAGCGUCAGACACUCACCAGCGGAUCCGGGGUUACAACUUUGAGGACCUAACGGACAGAAACAUGUGAGGGCUGCGGUUUCUCCCCGUGCCAGAUCAGAAUUUACCCUCCUGACUAUUAAUCAGUAGAUUAACAAAACAUUUUGUUCAGAAAUCUUAGUAAUAAAUGGUUUAUACAUGCAUAAUGAAUACAUUAACAAAUUAUACAUGAUGAAUUACUAACUGUUUACUACUUUUAUUCAUGUUUUAUAAGUAGUUUAUUAACAGACCUCUAAAGGAAGCAUUACUGAACCAAGUAAUACCUUCAGAAUGACUAAUCUUACAAUAAAAAUAGCCUAUAUACAGUUAUCAUUGAACAGAACACAGAUCAGUGAUUGAUCAUCUCUGUUGUGAAUUUCUCUUUUACAGAGUUCAGGAGGACCAUCCUAUCAUGUCUUUCACUGUUUCCAAGAACGGAAGAUUAGCUUUGUUAAAUGUAGCAACUCAGGUGAAUGGGGAGAGGGUGCUAUACUUGAACACUGAAAGGACUGUACCGGCGGUAUUCUGUGUGUCUCUCUGUGUGUGUGUGUGCGCGCGUGCAGGCAGGCUUUGGGCUAGUGUCUGUUUGUGUGAGGGAGAUUGAGGAGUAGGAGAAUGUACCAGUGCUAAUGGCUGUGUUUAGUGUCUAACUGCUCCCUCUCCUUCCUCCCCUCCUCCCUCCAUUCUCCCCCCACAGGGAGUGCAUCUUUGGGACCUGCAGGACCGAGUAUUGGUAAGGAAGUACCAAGGUGUGACCCAGGGCUUCUACACCAUCCACUCCUGCUUCGGAGGCCACAACGAAGACUUCAUUGCCAGCGGCAGCGAAGGUACUACCCACAGACCCAACAGCAGCCAUUUUAGGCACAGCUACUCCUCAAGCUCAGGAUUAGUGUUGUAGUUGUUAUUGAGCCCAAAAACAAACGUGUUCACCACUGUAUCCCUCACUAUGGGUGCGUCCCAAUUAUCGAUGUGUCCAUCUCUCAAAUACAUAAGCACUCAAAUACAGCUACUUUGUCAGGGACUUUGACUUGCAGCAUAUCAUAGGAAGGUUUAUAAAAGGCUGAUAUUUUCUAUGUUAUACCAUUGUACCCCUCUCCUUCCUCCCCGUCUCUUACCCUCCCCCUUCUCCUGCCUCCCCGUCUCUUACCCUCCCCCCUCUCCUUCCUCCCCGUCUCUUACCCUUCCUCCCUCCACCUUUCCUCCCCGUCUCUUACCCUUCCUCCCUCCACCUUUCCUCCCCGUCUCUUACACGUUCUUCCCUCCUCUCUCCCCUUCUCCCCCCCCCCCCCCCCAGACCAUAAGGUGUAUAUCUGGCACCGACGCAGUGAGCUGCCCAUCGCUGAGCUGACGGGGCACACUCGCACAGUCAACUGCGUUAGCUGGAACCCCGCCAUCCCAGGCCUCAUGGCCUCUGCCUCGGACGACGGCACUGUGCGUGUCUGGGGCCCCGCACCCUUCCUCGACACACAGGUGGUCGACGGGCUCAACGGUAACUACCACUAGCAUUUUGUUAGUUCAAUGGCCGUAGUAAGGCCGUUAGUUCAAUGGCCGUAGUAAGGCCGUUAGUUCAAUGGCCGUUAGUUCAAUGGCCGUAGAAAGGCCCAAAGUUUUACAGGUACUUACAAUACCGUUCAAAAGUUUGGUGUCACUUAGAAAUGUCCUUGUUUUUGAAAGAAAAGCAAAUUUUUUGUCCAUUAAAAUAACAUCAAAUUGAUCAGAAAUACAGUGUAGACAUUGUUAAUGUUGUAAAUGGCUAUUGUAGCUGGAAACGGCUGAUUUUGCAAAGAAAAAGCCAUAUCUCAGACUGGCCAAUAAAAAGAAAAUAUUAAGAUGGGCAGUCUGAGAUAUGGCUUUUUCUUUGCAACUCUGCCUAGAAGGUCAGCAUCCCGGAGUCGCCUCUUCACUGUUGACAUUGAGACUGGUGUUUUGCGGGUACUAUUUAAUGAAGCUGCCAGUUGAGGACCUGUGAGGCGCCUGUUUCUCAAACUAGACACACUAAUGUAUUUGUCCUCUUACUCAGUUGUGCACCGGGCCCUCCCACUCCUUUUUCUAAUCUGGUUAGAGCCAGUUUGCGCUGUUCUGUGAAGGGAGUAGUACACCGGGUUGUACGAGCUCUUCAGUUUCUUGGCAAUUUCUCGCAUGGAAUAGCCUUCAUUUCUCAGAACAACAAUAGACUGACGAGUUUCAGAAGAAAGUUAUUUGUUUCUGGCCAUUUUGAGCCUGUAAUCGAACCCACAAUUGCUGAUGCUCCAGAUACUCAACUAGUCUCAAGAAGGCCAGUUUUAUUGCUUCUUUAAUCAGCACAACAGUUUUGCAAAAGGGUUUUCUAAUGAUCAAUUAGCCUUUUAAAAUGAUAAACUUGGAUUAGCAAACACAAUGUGCCAUUGGAACACAGGACUGAUGGUUGCUGAUAAUGGGCCUCUGUACGCCUAGGUAGAUAUUCCAUUAAAAAUCUGCUGUUUCCAGCUACAAUAGCCAUUUACAACAUUAACAAUGUCUACACUAUUUCAGAUCAAUUUGAUGUUAUUUUAAUGGACAAAAAAAAAUGCUUUUCUUUCAAAAACAAGGACAUUUCUAAGUGACCCCAAACUUUUGAACGGUAGUGUAAGUCACUCUCAUCUCUCCCCAGAGAACUGCAGUAACAUGGACAGUUGAUGGUGACGUUGGAAUGGAAAACUUCUUCUCUUUUACAACAAGAAAUACAACCAACCGACAACAAAUAAACAUCAAAACGAGAAUGAAAUCCCAACACCUGACGAAACAAAAAAGAGAAAACAAAAGUAAAUCAGUUGUCUCAUGACCUGGCAAAACUAUGGAGGUGAGGAUGAACACACUCUUACAAAACCAGGUCUUCAUCCAGAACCAGUGGCCUGGAAGACCAGUGACCUGGGAAACCGAGCCGAUCCAUUGGUACUCCCUGCUGACUUCCUCUUCCUCCACCCCCCCCCCCUUUUUCUUAGCAAGGCCACACCAGGGGCUCUCCCCUGAAUAUUCCCCUGGAAACCCACCUCUUCACUGGGCCUCAGGCCCAGCGUCACGCCCCUGACCCCUUCAGACAGCCAUUACAGACCAUCUACACUGAUUGGACCGCGUCUGUCAUCUGUCUCUCUCUCACCUACCUGUGUAUGUCCGUGGGGAGGGGGGGUGGGGUGUUAAAAGGGGUGGAGGGGGUUAUA